UGUAACGACACUAUUACUGUCCAGAUCAUCGCUCUCUGCGCCCUCGUGGCCGUCUCUCUCGCGACACCCGUCUACGACGACAGCCAGACCGUAGUCGUCAAGGAGACCCCGCUGGAUAACAUCGGCAUCGACGGCUACCAGUUCGGUUACGAGCUGUCGAACGGUGAGAGCCGCCAGGAGUCCGCCCAGGUGGCAAACCUCGGCACCGACCACGAGAGCAUCGCCGUCCAGGGUAGCUUCAGUUACGUCGACCCGGCCACCAAUGUCAGAUAUACCGUCAACUACAUCGCCGACGAGAACGGAUUCCAGCCGCAAGGCGCCCACCUGCCAGCUUAA
Dinoponera quadriceps is the source of this 336-nucleotide messenger RNA. RefSeq names its product flexible cuticle protein 12-like. The transcript has a single exon. NCBI's taxonomy places the organism in Eukaryota, Metazoa, Arthropoda, Insecta, Hymenoptera, Formicidae. Gene Ontology annotation, cellular component: chitin-based extracellular matrix. Gene Ontology annotation, molecular function: structural constituent of chitin-based larval cuticle. The record is from RefSeq and is a predicted model, not a curated record. The annotation marks the transcript as partial.